UGAAAAUUCAGUUAAUUCAAUGAAUACUCACCCUUAGGCAUGGAUGAACAUUGAAAUUCCAUGUGAAAAGAUUCCCAUCAAAUACAUAACCAGGAAAAGAACAAGCCCAGAUUUUCUCAAUCUUACCAAUGAAAGAUCAACCGACAUUCUUCUUUUUUUAAUUCAGAAUCCACGGAAAAUAUUCUUCAUGGAACUUUGUUGGUUACCAAGCAAACAGCCCUCUCGUGACCCUCCUACGGACUGGAUUCACAUGACGUUUAUAGAAUCAUAAGCUUCAGGAGAUUCCUAUAAGUAAUUGAUUCUAGAGCAAGAGGUGCUAACUUGGCAUUGGAUUCAGGGAUAGUUCUUGAGGCAAGAGAAAUGGCCAUGGCAGGUGAGAGACUUCUGGUGCAUUGCCUGGCAGUGAUGUUGCUCAUUGCAUUGGUGGAAGGAGCCACCAACGAGCCAACCAUAUGUAACAUUGCCCUGACCAAGCUGAAACUGUGUCGGCCAGCGGUCACCGGGAAAUACCCUCCACCACCAACCAAGGAAUGCUGUAGUUUGAUGAAACAGGCCAACUUGACUUGUCUCUGCAAAUUCAAGGAGGCUCUUCCUGCCUUUGAGAUCGAUCCUGCCCGUGCAUUUGCAUUGCCUAAGAAGUGUAAUCUUCGCACACCACCACAAUGCAAGGUCUGAAGAACUACAAGCUCACAUCCACUUCAAUGGGGCAAUUUUCUUUUCACCACCUGCUGAAGAUUUCGAUUCAAAUCAUGUUGAGAUAUAAUUUGUAUGGGAAGUCUAUGUAAUUUGUACUAUUUUUCUUCUUUGUUGCAAUCACUUCAAUUUCUUCACAUUUCUCCAUUGUUUUGAUUUUAAAGAGUGAUAAAUGCUCCACAGAUCGAGUCAACUCCUUUUUAAGGCAGUCGACCAUUAA
Messenger RNA from Theobroma umbraticum, 913 nucleotides. Its product is annotated as Bifunctional inhibitor/lipid-transfer protein/seed storage 2S albumin superfamily protein. Gene Ontology annotation, biological process: systemic acquired resistance. The record is from RefSeq and is a predicted model, not a curated record. Lineage: Eukaryota; Viridiplantae; Streptophyta; Magnoliopsida; Malvales; Malvaceae. Gene Ontology annotation, molecular function: fatty acid binding.